AUGGCAAGCAAGGAAGAAUCAAUCAUCGACGCUACCGAGCCAGCUGUUCCUCGCUCGCUGCCUGUUCCCCUCGACGGGUCGUUCAAGUACGAGUAUGUGCACCGGUUCGUGCCAAAGUCCAACUUUGGCCUCACCUUUGUCGUCAUCCUCGCGUCCAUCGUCGACUCGUUCAGUCAGGGCUACGACGGCUCGCUCAUGGGUUCGCUCAACGCUAUGCCUCCCUAUGUGGAUUACUUUGCAAACACGUCCGAGGCCAUGGCUUCGUUCCGUACGGCGGCGACUUAUAUCGGUGGUAUCGUUGCUCUGUUUCUGAUGCCGUACUAUGCCAACGUGCGCGGUCGUCUUGAGUGCAUGUUUAUCGCCUUCUUGUUUGUUAUCCUCGGUGGCGGUAUCCAGGGUGGCGCGCACAACACCGGCAUGUUCAUCGCGGGCAGAAUCAUCAUCGGUGUCGGCACCGGUAUCGCCGCCGUCUCCGCCAUUCCCUACAUCACCGAGACCUCGACCGACAAGUGGCGUCCGUUCGCGCAGGGCAUGUACUACACCUGCUGGUACGUCGGAACUUUGGUCGCCGCCGGUAUCUGCUACGGAACCGAGGACAUGAACACCAACUGGUCGUGGAGAAUUCCGUCGCUGCUGCAGUGCGCGCCCGCCGUCAUGGCUAUCGGAGUCAUCAUGUUCCUGCCCGCUUCGCCGCGCUGGCUGCUGUACAAGGGUCGUCAUCGUGACGCGUACGAGGUUUUCACGAUCCUGUACGGAAACGGCGAUCCCGCCAACGAGGAAGUCAAGGCUCACUAUAUUGAGGCUCUUGAGACGAUCGAGUUUGAGCGCAGCUCUGGAAAGCAGAUGGACGUCCGCGGACUGUUCAGCACCUGGGGAAAUUUCAGACGUACUGGUCUCGCCAUGUCGACGUCGGUGAUUACUAUGCUUUCGGGAUCGAACAUUGUCACUUACUACUUCUCGACCAUGUUGGAGCAGGCUGGUGUCACUUCCUCGCACACCCAGCUUGAGAUCAACGUCAUUCUCUCUGCAUUCUGUCUCGUGAUUGCCGUCGUCGGAUCCCACGCUGCGGUGUACAUCGGCCGCAAACCUCUCGUGCUGUGGUCGCUUGGAACGUCGACGAUCUUCCUGUACAUGUUUGGCGGUCUUUCCGCCCGGUACGGCAACUCGGACAACAAGAGCGGGAUCUACGGCACUAUCGCCUGCAUGUUCCUCUUCAACGGCGCGUACUCAUUCGGCCAGACCCCGAUCUCGUCCAUGUACCCUGCCGAAGUGCUUUCCUACUCGAUGCGCUCAGCCGGUACCGGAGUGACCUUUGUCGUCGCCAAAGGCUGCGGUCUGCUCGUCACUUUUGCGUUCCCGUACGCGAUGGACAAGCUCGGCUGGAAGAUUUACAUGAUCAACUCGUCGUUCAACGUGCUCUGCUUUAUCUUUGUGUACUUUUGCUGGGUCGAGACGCAUAACAAGACGCUCGAGGAGAUCGACGAGAUGUUUGACGGCAAGACGCACUUUGAGCUUCCUGACGAGCUCGAGAUGCUCGAGAGUCAGAGAGUUGUUUAUGAGCCCAAGUUGUAG
Molecule: messenger RNA, 1572 nt
Organism: Myxozyma melibiosi
Lineage: Eukaryota; Fungi; Ascomycota; Lipomycetes; Lipomycetales; Lipomycetaceae
Product: hexose transporter
Exons: 1
Coding region: 1-1572 (523 amino acids)
Biological process (GO): carbohydrate transport; transmembrane transport
Cellular component (GO): membrane
Molecular function (GO): carbohydrate:proton symporter activity
Source: RefSeq, a predicted model, not a curated record